AUGAAUAUUUUUAGCCUGUACAGGUUGAGCAAGGUCAUAAGCAGCACAGCCCCAUCAUCGUUUGGAAGAUAUUUUCCAAAUCUAAAAUUACGCAUUCGCUGCUGUGCCAGAAGAGGGUGGCGGGUACAAAGUGCGAGCGCGCGGCGCGGUGCAAGAGCGCGCGCGGCAGGUGACCGACGGUCUGCGCGGCUGAUGUGGGCGGCGAGCGCUUGCUGCUCGCGCCAGGCAGGUCCGUCUUUACAACAAUAUGACUCAGUAUUCAUUACACAGAAUAAAAGAGACUUAACACAAGCCACAACCGAAUUGCCAGUGUAA
Messenger RNA from Arctia plantaginis, 315 nucleotides. NCBI's taxonomy places the organism in Eukaryota, Metazoa, Arthropoda, Insecta, Lepidoptera, Erebidae. The record is from the annotation of a GenBank genome assembly.